GAACGCUGGAAUUGAGCAACGCACAGCAACUUAUACCUGCUUCGGCUGCGUAUACUGCCUGAAUGGUAUUGCAUUUUCGCAACAUCGCACACCAACAAUUUGGGUUCCUAUUUUUAGUCAUUUGCUGAUUAGCCACAGCCAUAGCCACAAGAUUCCCCACGCCCAUGAAGUGAUAUUGCAACAGCAACAGUGUGUUCGUUUACGACGAGGCAAUCUCGGCAUCUGAUAGGAUAGGAUGGAUCCGCUGCUGUCCGACAAACAGAGGAGGGCAACGGACAUUCGUGAUGCCAUACAGAAGUACCACGCGGAACGAAAUCCGUGGGGACCGGAUCAUCGAGCGCACGCCGUGUUUCUUGGAGUUCAGCGGAAUAAUGCACGACGGCGCUUUCACAUCGCAGAUAAUGGAAAAAGAUGUUGUUCUUGUAUAGGAUGGAUCCUGCUUUUGGUGGCCGCUUGUACAGCGGCCUGGUAUACGUGGUCCAGGGUAAUAGACAGCGCGAACAAUUUGGCCACAAAUUUUCCGGCACUGCGAACCAUCGGAGAAAAACAAUGUCUACCAACGGAGCCGGUGACUAAUUCGUUCGUUCAAGUGGUUAAUUGUACACUGCAGCAGACAGGAUUGUUUGCAGAGAGACUGGCUCUAGUGCUGAAGAGCGGCUACGAUGUUUGAUUGACGACUUAAGUGACCAGAGAGAUGGUGGUUGUGAUGUUUUGUGAAAUUACUUUUACGUUAGGUCUAGGUGACCUAGAGGAACAAAAUUCACCUGUAUUUUACAUACAUAGUCAAUAGGUUAUAGUGAAGUGAAUGAAGUUACGUUUUUGUGUUCGAAAUACACUCUGUGCAUGGAUGUUUUGAAUAGCCGCAAACAGACUGAUAAGUAACUAUAAGAUUGUGGGUGUUUACUUGAUCAAUGAAUAAAUAUUUAUGUGUUGUGCCUACAGCUUCA
This is a messenger RNA of Armigeres subalbatus, 947 nucleotides long. RefSeq lists its product as uncharacterized. The record is from RefSeq and is a predicted model, not a curated record. Bases 236 to 670 code for a protein of 144 amino acids. Lineage: Eukaryota; Metazoa; Arthropoda; Insecta; Diptera; Culicidae. The transcript has a single exon.